Molecule: messenger RNA, 2860 nt
Organism: Zingiber officinale
Lineage: Eukaryota; Viridiplantae; Streptophyta; Magnoliopsida; Zingiberales; Zingiberaceae
Exons: 7
Coding region: 234-2780 (848 amino acids)
Source: RefSeq, a predicted model, not a curated record
GCUCUCUCUCUCUCUCUACGUUCCCGCUGCGCUGCGAUCUGGCGAUCGAUAAUGCACAGCUAGGAGUCCGUCUUCACCUCUUCCACUCUUCCUAUCAGGCAAAAGGGGCGCUUCCGCCCAGGAAUAAUCUUGGUAAGAACCAAGUGGACCUGGGGAGUUGAAGAAGAAAUUGAUCUUUUUUGCCCAGGCGUUUUAAUUGCAACUUACAAAGAUUCACUUGUGUCCCUUCAACAAUGAGGGACUCAGUGUCUAGACAUCACAAUGUGCAGCCCACAAGACGAUCUUCCAGACUCAAAUUCUUGCGUGAAGUAUAUGAGUCGGAUGUUAGAAGAGAGGAUGGAUCUACAGAUAUUCAGAAACACGUUAACAAGGCUGGUCCUGGUCUUACUAAGCGGAUAAAAAUCGAGAUGGUGGAAAAAGAAGAUGAAACAUUUUCAUUCAAAUCAGGCGAACAAGACAAAUCUUAUCCUUAUGGUACCUUUGAUGAUCAAAUUGACAUUCCUUUGAAGGAUCUGCGCAAAAGGUGCAGAAAUAAGACACAGAAGUUCCCAAAAGCUGUUUCUCCUCUAGAAGUUGUCCAUGAUGAUUACUCAAAUAAUGAUCAAUCUGUAGAACAAGAAGAGCCUGAUCUCGAGGAACCUAUUAUUAAGUUGAAGCAAAGACAUUUAAAAGGAUCUAUGGCACACAAUAAGCGAAGAAAAUCUGCAUCAGUGUCUUUGGAUCCUUUGGUUUCGACCUCUUUAUCAUAUCAACUCGCAGAUAUCAAACAAGGUUUUUUACUUGCUGUAAAAGAUGACACAGUAAACAAAGUGAAAGAUUCAGAGGACACCAUACAUCAAGACUUGAAAACAACCGGAGGGACACACUUCUUGAAAGAUGGUUCACCCAUUGUUUUAAAGGAAGAUCCUGUUGGCGCUGAAUCUCAUAGUAAAACUGAAGAUUAUCAUUCUGUCUCUGCUACCUCAACAAUUGGUUCGUUUCAGAAAGACUAUCAAUUAGCUUCUGUUGUCCAGCAGUCUCCAAACUCAAUACUCAGAAACACUAGUAAUAGCAAAUGCUUGACAGUUAGUUUCCCUGAAAGUCAUGGUGUUCCUGUGGAAUCUUUUGAACUUCCACGGGAUAUACCUAAUGAUGAUGUUUCUGAAAAGAAACAGCUUCCUCCCAUGCCUAGUAAAUCUCAAUUAUAUCAAGCCGGUGGAGAAUCCACAGACGAUAGUGAACCUGAAAACAGUAUGAGCAUUCAUGAUAUUGACAAAGAACAUAUUAGUUCAUUGCCAAACCAGAAUGAUAUUCCAUCAGUUUCACAAGACAUGAGAGUUUCUCCUGAUUGUUGCAAUGAGGAGGCCAUCUCUGCUCCAGUGGAGACUCAUCUUGCUAACAGGAGUGAAAAUGAGAAUCAAAGGACGUCCUUGCUGGAUGAAAUUACUCAUGGGAUUCAAGUGGAAGAGAAUAAUUCUCCUAGUAAGUCAACGUAUAUUCAGGUGAAAGAAGUGACCAACAAUCAUAACCUAGGAUGCAAAGAAGUAUAUGGAUUAGCAGAAAUAUUUUUGUGCGGGAAAGAAAAUCCAUGCUGUGAUUUAAUUAAUGAUGCAUCAACUGCAAAUUUACGGCAACCUGUACCCUUCUCACAGACGUGUUCCAUUGCAGUGAACAAGUUAUGUAGUGCGGUUGAAAGUUUGACUAAGGCGGAAUCUUUCUGUGAAGUGGAAAACAGUUUGAAAGAGCAAGUAGAGAAAAGAACUGAUUUCUCUUCGCAAGUUUCUAGUUUAACUACUUCAGAUGGAUUGGCCAAACUUAAUGUACAAUCUCUUGCAGUAGCUCCUCUGUCUGCCAAUCCAAGCAGUGUUCUGCAAUACACCAAUAAUAAUUCAGUGAAGAAUACAGACAACAUAAAUUAUGCAGUUCGGGAAAAGUUUGUUGCAACUUCAAAUCAAGAAACUAUGAGUUCAAUAUCUCUUGUGGAUGAAACAAGGAAUGAACAACCGGAAUGUGCUGAAGAGAUGUUGGAAGAUCAUAGUCCAAUAAAGUUGUUAUCAUAUAGGAAGACACUUUCUCCAACCUCUCAGGAAAAGCUUUGUCAAGUUUUGAGUGAUAUUGGCUUGCAAGAUGUCAGUCAAUUAACUGAUUCACCAGAAAAAAGUAAGAGGCUGUCAUUAGACAAAUGGACCAAUGUGAUGAAACCCUCAUGCAUUCCAAGUAAGAAGGAAGCUCAAUUGCUCAUGGACCAUGAUCAUACAUAUAAGAAGCAUUGGGAUUGUUCAAAUGGCACUCCAAUUGGGAAAAGAACUCUCAAGUUCCAGGAAAUUUCUGGAAAGAUGCCUUCUUGCAUGAUGCAUUCGACAUCUGACAUGCAUAUGGAGAAGGUUAUUGAAUUUUCACAGCAGCAGAUGCAUGACAUAGAGAGAAUUGCUACACAGCUCUUGAAGAAAUUGAAUACCAUGAAGACCAUUGUCGAAACAAAUGUCACUUUGCAAGCACCAUCUUCCCUAGAUGCAUCAUUUACUUCCGAAGAGAUAAAGGCAGCUGCUGAAGAUGUUUCUGAACUCGAAAAGACCACUAAGAAAUGGUUGUCUAUAAUGAAAAAGGACUGCAUUCGUUUCUGUAAAAUAAUGAGAUCGACAGAAAACAAAUCAACUGUUCCUGCCAACGGCACUCAGAAAAGGAGGAGAAUAACAUUUGCUGAUGAAGUUGGCGGCAAGCUCUGCCAUGUCAAAGUUUUCAAACAGCAACCACCAUCGCCAUCCACAGCACGUGAAAGCGAGCACGAGAUGGCUGGUUAGUAUCAAAAUGAAAGCCCCAAAAGGCAAUAGACUAGAAAAACCACUCAACCCCUGAAUUCUUUGCACAAAAGACCUCUAUA